AUGUCACUUCUUUCACUUCCAAAUGAACUUUUGAUUGCUAUUCUAGCAGAACUCGAAGUCCAAGAUAUCAUCUCAGUCCUCGAAACCCACCCCGAUCUAUAUCAGAUUUCAUUCCAGUAUAUCUUCAGAGUUCGAUUGUUACUGAAAGCUGGUGCGAACGCCGAUGAUUGGUCAAACUGGUUCGGAUCAGCUCUUUCCGACGCCAUAGCAAAUGGCCAUGAAGAGAUCGUGAAGUUACUUCUUGAACACGGGGCCCGAAUGGACAAGAAGGUGCAUUGGAAAUUCAUUCCCCUCCAACUUGCCGCAAAGAAGGGGUACUUUACUAUCGUCAAACUAAUGCAUGAUUACGGCGUUGAUCUCAACAUCACAAAUAUUUGUGGAUACACUACUCUUAGUACAACCAUAAGAUCUAAGGGUCAAUACUCCUACCAUAAAGGAGGGCCGUGGAGGAGACGUGGUCUAUGUCUACAUAGGAACCGCCAAACGCCAUUCAGCUACUACGAUACUCUGAAGCUACUUCUUGAAUCCGGGGCCGAUGUCAACAUUGCCGAUCAAUGUUCCCGAUAUACAGCACUACAUACGGCCAUGAUCAGUUAUCCUCACUUGCAGCAGGAUACUAUAGGUUUGCUUAUUGAACAUCGAGCCAAUGUGAAUGCUCGCAAUCAUGAGAGUACGACUCCGUUACAUUUGAUUAAUCCCAUCAAGCCGGGAUACGACCCUCGAUGCACCGAGAUAGCCAACCUCCUCCUUGAUCAUGGUGCGGAUGUCAAUGUACAGGAUGUGAAUGGGAGAACACCAUUACACAUUGCAGCAUCUGGUGAGACGCAAGGAGACACUCUCACUGGGGUUUAUCUCGCCCACGAAGCCAAUGUCAACGCAGCUGAUAAUUAUGGAAUUACACCGCUCCACCUAGCGGUCUCGAAAGAAGGUUCAUUAGCCAAUAUUCCAGUCAUAGAGCUGUUGUUGAAAUCCGGUGCUGAUGUGAAUGCAAGAACAACCAAGGGUAACACGCCUCUGCAUUUGGCAGUUUAUUAUGACGCAGCAAACGAAGUGAUGGAAUUGCUUUUUGACUACGGGGCCGAUUGGAACAUUUCAAAUGGGCAGUUAAAGCCUGAUACACCGUUGAAAAUGAUGGCAGACCACAUUGGUGAUACCCUGACGCCAUAUUAUUCAAUUCUUACCUUGUCUCUAGCUUUAGCUACCAAAAUUUGUAGUAACCUGGGCUUUUGA
Penicillium samsonianum is the source of this 1230-nucleotide messenger RNA. Its product is annotated as ankyrin repeat domain-containing protein. The record is from RefSeq and is a predicted model, not a curated record. The transcript is spliced from 2 exons. Bases 1 to 1230 code for a protein of 409 amino acids. Gene Ontology annotation, molecular function: protein binding. Lineage: Eukaryota; Fungi; Ascomycota; Eurotiomycetes; Eurotiales; Aspergillaceae.